ACAGACUGUGACCAGGAAGGAGUUAAUGGAGGCCAGGCGCUGGGUCAGGAAGGCGAGGGUUAAUCUGGGGGGGGCGGGGGGUGGAGGCUCUCUCAGCUUUUCCUGUGGAGAGUGAGGUUUGGCUGCCACCAAAGUUACUUCUAGUCCCUGCUGUCCCUGCUGCCCUCAGUCUGGACCUGCCUUCGGACCCCUGCAUUCAGCCUCCCCACACAGAGGCCCCAGGAAGCCCCAGCCAACUGCUCUCAGCAACUCACUAGCUGCCUAACUGCGGUGGCUUAUGGGGCACUGUCCCGCCCCACUCUGCUAAGAUGCUCCUAGCCUCUCCCUCCACCCCAUCCAGGGCACGGACCCCCAGCGCGGUGGAGCGGCUGGAGGCCGACAAAGCUAAGUAUGUCAAGACGCACCAGGUGAUAGCGCGACGCCAGGAGCCAGCCCUGCGCGGGGGUCCGGGGCCGCUCAUGCCGCACCCCUGCAAUGAGCUGGGGGCCCCAGCAUCUCCCAGGACGCCCAGCUUUCUCUCUCUUUGCCUUAGGGGAUUUAUAUUGCAGAAGCGGGACUGCAAGGCUUUGGUGAACAAAGAGAAUGCCAAGGGCCAGGGGCUGGUGCGACGCCUCUUCCUGGGCACCCCCCGAGACGCCUCCUCGAGCAGCCCGGGCCCAACGGAGCGACCUGCGGCUACAGGAGGUUGGACCGCACCCCAAGAGGCCCCGGAAGCGGCGGGCAAGCGGGCGCUGUGCCCCACGUGCUCGCUGCCCCUGUCGGAAAAGGAGCGCUUCUUCAACUACUGCGGCCUGGAACGCGCGCUGGUGGAGGUGCUGGGUGCCGAGCGCUUCUCUCCGCAGAGCUGGGGAAUUCCUGAGCUCUCCAGUCGGCCUCACCUCUGA
Molecule: messenger RNA, 884 nt
Organism: Myotis davidii
Lineage: Eukaryota; Metazoa; Chordata; Mammalia; Chiroptera; Vespertilionidae
Gene: FAM110D
Product: family with sequence similarity 110 member D
Exons: 4
Coding region: 309-884 (191 amino acids)
Source: RefSeq, a predicted model, not a curated record